Messenger RNA from Nematostella vectensis (starlet sea anemone), 2325 nucleotides. RefSeq names its product RNA 3'-terminal phosphate cyclase. Lineage: Eukaryota; Metazoa; Cnidaria; Anthozoa; Actiniaria; Edwardsiidae. Gene Ontology annotation, biological process: RNA processing. The coding region runs from base 1191 to 1877 and encodes 228 amino acids. The transcript has 10 exons. Gene Ontology annotation, cellular component: nucleus. Gene Ontology annotation, molecular function: RNA-3'-phosphate cyclase activity. The record is from RefSeq and is a predicted model, not a curated record.
CCGCGCGGUAGAAGCAAUACAAGAUGGCCGUCACUACAGAAGGAUUUCCGUAAAAAAUCUAUACAUUCACAUUCUUACGCAACCGUUUGUCUCAAUCAUUACAAAAGUGCAACAUAGUUUUAAAUCGGGUGUCUUCAUAACUCUUGGUCGUGUAUGCGUUAAUGAGCUAACAUGGGAAUGUGAAGAUAAAAAUAUGUUAGAUUCGGUACACGGAAAAAUACAAGAAUGAAGCCUUUAAAAACCAGGCUGGGAUUUAUCGUCUUUCAAUGCAAAUAUGCAGUUUUAAGAUACUGUAGACAAGCUGUGUUUGAGAGGCCAUAUAAUGGACGGUUUGCUAGUCAGGCUGCGUUCCCUGCAAGGAGAAACAACCCAAAGAAUCACUACGAUGUGAUGAAACUACUACCAACCGCAACACAAAGGGAGAUCAAGUCUGCUUACUACGAGUUGUCUAGGAUAUACCAUCCUGAUCUCAAUAGCAGCGCUGAAGCAAGAGAGAGGUUUGCUGAGCUCACCCUGGCAUACAAUACUCUAAGUAGAUUAGAGACCAGAAGAGAAUAUGACAAACAAAUAGGCACCUACUACAUGACCAGAUCCUUGACCAGGAAGAGUGAAGGGGAGAGGGUACUUCGCCUAAUGGAUGACCUUGUAGAGAUUGACGCAACUGGAAUAGAGCAGACCAGCUCAUUUUUGGGUGCUGGUAUACCCCUGAACACCAUUCUUGGACUCCCAGUCAGGCUAAACAACAUCCAUGGGCCUAAGGCUUCAUAUGGGUUGCAACCACAUGAUGUCCGCAUGCUGCAUCUACUGCGGCAGAUAUGUAGUGGAACACUGGUGGCUAGUAAAGGCUCAUCUACUGUGACCUUUUUGCCUGGAGAUCUACAGGCUGGAAUAUUUAGUUCUGAAGGUGGAAAUGCAGGGUAUGUUUUUGUAUUUCUAUUUGUUUUUUAUGUAGUUCAGUUUUGCAGCCAACCUUGUAAAGAAUUAGGGGACCUUGGACAGAUGUGUCGUAUCCCUCAGAUGUGCUCUCCCCAUUUAGUUGCUCUCUAUUUUUUUAAAUUUCUUACUCCAGAAGUGUCAGUCUCUUGGCGGAGAGUGCUCUCCCUUGCCUGGCAUUGGCACCAGAACCAGUUUAUUCCAGGAACAACAUACUCAACCUUAAGGGCAUCACUCAUUUAGCUAAUGGCCUUCAUAUGGAUUUCUUUGACAAGGUGUACAGGCCUAUAGUUGAAAAGUUUGGAUUCCAUUUCAGUAUUGAGAUAAAAAGGAGGUCCUAUUUUCCCCAAUCUAGUGGAAAAGUUGUGAUCAGGUCCUUUCCAGUGACCAAUCUGAAAGCAGUGGAUCUUACAACUCCAGGAAGACUGGUGAAAAUAACAGGAUGGACUUCUGUUGCAGGAGCAAAGCCUAUAAGGAUAGCACAAGUCAUGUCAAAAUUGACCAGGUCAGCUCUAAAAGAUAGAUUUCCAGGUGUUGACAUCUACGUAGAGUCCCUAAGAGAACGAGAUAGCCGAGUCGAUGGAACAGGACAAGCAGUCAUGAUUCUUGGAGAGACAUCUUCAGGGAUGAUGUUAUCAGGGACUGCAUUAUGGAGAAGAGGGAUGUCCCAUGAGGAAGUUGUGCAGAAAGCUGUCAACAUGUUUACUCAGAAUUCAAGUCACAGCAUUUGUGUUGAUAGUCUGGUGCAAGAUAAGUUGCUUCCUUAUAUGGCCCUUGCCAAAGGUCAAUCAUCCAUACGAACAUCACUCAUCACACCCCAUACCAAGGCUGCUAUAGCUGGUCUGGAGGCGAUGUCAAAGGUAAAAUUUCAAGUUACUUCAGAUGUUAUUGGAGGUUCAAAAACUAUGGUUAUCAGCUGUAAUGGUUUAGGAAUCACCAGAUAACACUACCUCAGGUCUUUCAUGUCUAUGAGCCGGCUAAAAAUGGCACUAAGUACUGAAUGUUUACCAGUUAUUUUCGUUAUUGUGUAGAAAGAAAAACACCCUUAUUUUGUACAUUAGAGAUGGUAUUGUAAUAUCAUAUGUUUCUAAUAUUCCAAUAUCAUUUGAGAUGGUAUUGGAAUAUCAGAAACAUGAGGUCAGGGUACUUUUAGCAAAAAUGGAUUGUAAUUAAAUACAGUAAAAUACAUUUAGUUUGUUCAUGCCAUUAACAAGUGUAUAUUUCUACAGAUAGUGAUCAUUUCAGUUCCCAUAUUACAGUAACCAAGAAGUGUAGUUCUCCUUUUUCACAAGUUCUGUCACUAAGAUGCUUUCACGUUUGUCACAUGAUUCCCUCUACUAGUUGUCUCACCAUGGUUUCAAUCUGCUGGUUGUCCAUGAACUCUGAGUUUGA